GCCAUGUUGACUAAUACCAACCAACCAACCACUCUCUCUCUCUUUCUCCAAUUCUUUAAUAUGCUACCCUUUUGUUGAUGAGUUUGAUACUCAAACCCACAAAGCUGUAUUCACUUCUUUUCCAUCUCUUCCAAUAUAUAAUAUAUUGCAUGAACACAGCGUUGCUCCUCUUCCACACUCCAACCAAUUCUCUUCCUCAUCGCUUGUUUUAUAUUGAUUUGAUUGCAGCUGCCACCAUGGAUCAACUUUGCACAAGCUUUUCUAUCAACUGAUCUCUCUCUCUUCAUACGGUGUGUGGCUAGAAAUCUACCAUUUCAACUGAGUUAGAGCCAUGAAGUUCAUGAAAUUAGGAACAAGGCCGGACACCUUCUACACUGAAGAAGCUACAAGGACUGUCAUUUCUGAUGCACCCACUGAUCUUAUUAUCAAAAUAAACAACAUUACAUAUCUCAUUCACAAGCUGCAGUUCCCACUACUGCCCAAUUGCGGCCUUUUACAGCGUCUUUGCUCCAACAAUGCUGACAAAAUCAGUAUUGAACUCCACGACAUUCCUGGAGGAGAAGAAGCCUUUGAGCUCUGUGCCAAAUUCUGCUAUGGAAUCACUAUAAAUCUCAGUGCCCAUAACUUUGUCUCUGCGUUCUGUGCUGCUAAGUUCCUUCAAAUGAGCGAUUCCACAGAUAAUGGGAACUUCAUCGCCAAGCUUGAAACUUUCUUUCUUUCUUGCAUCCUUGCUGGUUGGAAGGACACCAUUGUCGCGCUUCGUUCUGCUGUUGGCCUCUCGGAAUGGUCCGACAAUCUUGGAAUCACCAGAAAAUGUAUCGAUUCAAUCGUCGAGAAAAUCCUCACUCCACCUUCUAAGGUCACAUGGUCCUACACUUACACCAGACCAGGCUACAACAAGAAAACCCACCGCUCUGUUCCCAAAGAUUGGUGGACAGAGGACAUAGCCGAUCUAGACAUCGAUCUAUUCCGCUGUAUAAUCGUGGCCAUUUCAUCAACAUGCAUGCUGCCGCCGCCGCUAAUCGGCGAAGCUUUACACGUCUACGCCUGUCGGUGGCUUCCAGAUAUCUCAGCCCAAUCAAAUUCAGCUAAGAAUCGGCAAAUCCUCGAGACCCUAAUCAGCCUCAUACCCCCAGAUCAAGAAUCAAUAUCAGUAAGCUUCUCGCUUCGGCUACUCAGCCUUGCAAAUCUCUUGGGAGCCUCUUCAGCUACAAAAACAGAGGUUAUAAGGCGAUGCAGCGCCCUGUUGGAAGAGGCAACAGUGAGCGACUUACUUUUUGCUUCACAUUCUGCCUCCAAUGAUGGUGGCGAUGAGCAUUGCCAUGAUGUUGAUUUGGUUGUGGCUGUUUUAGAGAGCUUCUUAAUGGCGUGGAGACGACAGUCGCCGGCGGCUGAUGAAAAUGCUCAGCUUUUGAUAUCUAUUAGAAAAGUUGGGAAGCUCAUUGACUCUUAUCUCCAAAUGGUUGCUAGAGAUCGAAACAUGCCUGUUGCAAAGAUGAUUUAUCUUGCUGAAGCUUUGCCCGACGUUGCCCGGCCGAAUCACGAUGAUGUUUACAGAGCAAUCAACAUCUUUCUCAAGGAGCAUCCAUAUCUAAGCAAAGCUGAUAAAAAGAGAUUAUGUCGAGUUCUGAACUGCCAGAAGCUGUCGGCGGAUGUACGUGCUCAUGCAGUAAAGAACGAGCGGCUGCCACUAAGAACAGUUGUGCAAGUGUUGUUCUUUGAGCAAGAGAAAGGUAAUUCCAAGACAAGUAGCCGCGUAGCAGCAGCCACUGAUGAGCUGAGAUCAGGCCCAGAUGAAAAGUUGAGGAGGUCAGCAAGCACAAGAUCAAGGCACAAAGUUGCAGAAGCUGAUAAAGAUGAGAUGAACACAAAACAUUCGCUUGAAUCACAAAGGAAUCCAUAGGAUAGAAAAGGAUUGAGAUGCGCCAUGAUCUCCCUUGCAUUUUCAGGGUUCAUGCUGUUCUUUC
Cucurbita pepo subsp. pepo (vegetable marrow) is the source of this 1967-nucleotide messenger RNA. RefSeq names its product BTB/POZ domain-containing protein At5g47800. The record is from RefSeq and is a predicted model, not a curated record. Lineage: Eukaryota; Viridiplantae; Streptophyta; Magnoliopsida; Cucurbitales; Cucurbitaceae.